GACGCGGGCGUGCUAGGGUUGAGCGGCUACACGAGCGUGCUAGGGUUGAGCGGGGCUCCGCGGGCGUGCUAAGGUUUCGCGAGCAUGGCGGUGGCCGGCGAGCAGGUGAGGGCUCCCGCCUCUAAUUCCCUCCCGAGCUCCUCGAGCGGCCAAGCGUCUGUGUGUGGCCGUGUGGGCGAACCACAUGCGCCAGCCACCGUGCGCCCUGGGUGAGCACGUGAGGCCAGAGGAGAAGCGCAUGUACAAGCAGCUGCGCCAGUUUAGCGCGAGACUGCAGGGUAGUAGGCAAGCCGCGAGCGUGUGACUGCAGCUGCUAGCCAAGUGAGCGUGCCACUACAGGACAGCAAACAACGACGACAGCAAGCAAAUGAUCCGUUCAGCAUGUGCUCCCUAUUCGAAGUCCCCUGGGAUCAUGUCCAGACUCACACUGGGCUCGUUGCUCGGCCUUGUUGAGCUAGAGAUCCUCCAACACAGCGGCACCGACACCAAGGCUCAGGCUACUGUCGGCCUUCCAGUUGUUCAAAAGCAACACCAGCUUCAUGUCACCCUAUUGUUGUGUAAUGUUGCUGCCAUGGAGGCACUUCCUAUAUUUUUGAUAGAAUGUUUCAUCAUGUUCUUUUUGUAUUAUUGUCAGCGACAUUUGUUCUUGCCUUUGGAGAGGGAUCAUGUCUAGGCUCACAACGGGGCUCAUGUUGCUCGGCCUCGUCGAGCUGGAGAUCCUCAAAUGUAGCAGCAAAAGCAUCUCAGGAGACCAUUAAUAGUAUGAAGAGAUCGAUCGAAGAAAAUAACCUCCUUCAUCAACUAUUAAGCUUCAAUCGAGGCCAAGUGCCUCCAUCUUAAGUCUAACUAACCACUAUAGGGCCUACAACCUUAUAGCUGUUAUAGUAGCUUGUUACAGUAGCUCUAGAUUUGAAGUUAUAUGAUUAUUUCAAUUAUGCUUAAUGUAUAAUACUUUGAGUUGAAGUUAUAGGAUUUGAUUUGGAUUUUAAGUUAAAGAAUUUGCAGAUAUAUGUUUUGAAGUUAUAUAAUUCUCUCAUGGAUGAAA
Zea mays is the source of this 1045-nucleotide messenger RNA. Its product is annotated as putative DUF21 domain-containing protein At1g03270. The record is from RefSeq and is marked validated. Gene Ontology annotation, biological process: magnesium ion homeostasis; intracellular manganese ion homeostasis. Gene Ontology annotation, cellular component: cytoplasm. NCBI's taxonomy places the organism in Eukaryota, Viridiplantae, Streptophyta, Magnoliopsida, Poales, Poaceae. The transcript is spliced from 6 exons. The coding region runs from base 368 to 673 and encodes 101 amino acids.